Sipha flava (yellow sugarcane aphid) is the source of this 3691-nucleotide messenger RNA. Its product is annotated as G-protein coupled receptor GRL101-like. Bases 95 to 3562 code for a protein of 1155 amino acids. The transcript has 27 exons. Gene Ontology annotation, cellular component: membrane. NCBI's taxonomy places the organism in Eukaryota, Metazoa, Arthropoda, Insecta, Hemiptera, Aphididae. Gene Ontology annotation, biological process: G protein-coupled receptor signaling pathway. The record is from RefSeq and is a predicted model, not a curated record. Gene Ontology annotation, molecular function: protein binding; G protein-coupled receptor activity.
UGCUGUGCAACGGGCGCUCAGUAAAUAACAUUUCAUUUUGUCUAGGGAAUAACGUGCGUACUUCACUUGGAUCAUCUGAUGAGAAAGGACCAUUAUGUAUUUGAAAGAAUAUACAUAUAAAAAAGGAAUAUCAAUGUUGUUUUUCGAUGUAUCUUUGGUUACGCCAUUGCUUGUAUUUAUUGCGUUUGAUAGAGGGAAUGGAGAUCUUGGAACGAAAAAUAAUACCACGACAUCAUCUACUCUAUGUAAUCAAUGUUUAGUGUCCGAUUUGUGUCUCGACAAUGCCACUCAUAAAGUGUAUCAUUGUGAUGACACACAUUGUAUACCAGAAUUUCAAGUAUGCGAUGGUAUACCGGACUGUUUUCAUGCACAAGAUGAGACUGUAUCUGUAUGUGGUUGUCUACAAAACGAGUACCAAUGCAAGAAUAAAUGUAUUGAAUUGGUGAAAAGAUGUGACAGAAUUGCUGAUUGUGACGAUGGCGAAGAUGAAAUCGAUUGCAAGACUCAUGAAUGCCCAACUACACACCACAAAUGUACAGUUAACUAUUUUUGCAUACCAAUAGAUAAAGUAUGUGAUUUUAAAGAUGAUUGUGGUGACGGAUCGGAUGAACUUCAUUGCAAACACAGAGAUUGUUGGCACCAAGAAUUCAAAUGCAAAAAUUCGGAAUGUAUUCGUCCAGCAUAUCUUUGCGACGGUGAAAACGAUUGCUCAGAUGGUUCCGAUGAAGAAAACUGUGACGAAAGUAAUUUUGUUAAGUGUGGUGGAAACAAAUUGGUUCACUCAUCGUUUUGGUGCGAUGGGUGGCCAGAGUGUACAGAUAAUCACGCCGAUGAAUUGAAUUGUAAUACGACAUGUUUGCAUAACAAGUUUCAAUGCCCAAACGGAAGAUGUAUUAAUAAGGCGAACGUUUGCGAUGGGCAAUGCGACUGUUUAGAAGAUGUCAAUAACCAUUGUGCCGACGAGAUUAACUGCGCAAAUUAUUACGUCAAAGUCGAUGGUAUAGUUGUAUGCCAAAAAGAAUCAACGCUCAGUUGUUGGAUGCCAGAAGGAAAUCCUUCCCGUUGUAUACGACAAGAAUAUAUUUGUGAUGGACAAAAUGAUUGCUUUAAUGGAUUUUCGAUUUCAGACGAAUUUGGAUGUGUUAAUAACUCAUAUUUGCAUUCAGACGACGAAUUUUUUCGGUGUCGUGACGGUCGGUGGCUGCCAUCUGAACACCGAUGUAACUUCAAAGAAGAAUGUUUAGGUGGAGAUGAUGAAUCGGGAUGCGACAAGUCGUUAUCGAUAUGUGAUCAACAACAGUUUCGAUGCUCUAGCGGCGAGUGCAUAAAUUCCGAAUAUCGUUGCGAUGGUCACACUAACUGUUGGGACAAGAGCGAUGAAAUCGGAUGCGCGAAUGAAUCGUGUCCCGGACUUGACUGGAAGAGAUGCAAGAUUGGUAAACAAUGUUUGUUACUUGAAAAGUGGUGUGAUCACAGAGUUGACUGUAUUGAUGGUACAGACGAGGAAGACUGCGAUUAUAGACCAUGUACGGCUGAUGAUUUCCAGUGUGACAACGGCCAAUGUAUCCCGUUAGAGUACAAAUGUAAAAAAACUCAAGACGAACGAAUGGGUUGUGUUGACAAAUCUCACCUAACAAAUUGCGUCGAUUCAAUAUGCGCCGAAAAUGAAUACAAAUGUCACCGGGGGCCUUGCAUACAUCAGUCAAUGGUGUGUAACAUGCAUGUCGAUUGUGAUUUGACUUGGGACGACGAAGAAAAGUGUCCUUUCGAAUGCUCGAGAAUAGCGUCUAGCUGUCAGUGUCAAGAUAUCCAAAUAAAUUGCACCGGCCACGGUCUCGAACAGUUCCCGUACGAUAUAGAAAAAGAGAUCACGUUCUUUCACUUGGGCGGGAAUAAUUUUUCCAGCGAUCUUAAUGCAAAAACUUUUGAACAUUUGGAUCGAUUGGUUUAUUUAGACUUAAUGAAUAACUCGAUAAAAUACUUGAAACCAUUUGUGUUUUCUACACUUUGGCGUUUGAAAACGUUAAAUUUACAAAAUAACGAAAUCACGAUUUUGGAAAAUGGUUCAUUUUUGGGACUCGGUCGGCUGACGGGAUUGCAUUUGCAAGGAAACAAUAUAUAUAAGGUGAAGUCCAAUGCAUUCCAAGGAUUAUCUUCUUUGAUUACACUUGACUUGAGCAAACAGAACAUUACAUACAUAGAGACGGACGCUUUUCUCGGUCUGCGAUCAUUAAAAAGCUUAGAUCUAUCAGAGAAUUCACUCACUCGUAUAUUGGACGGAACGUUUCGCGGAAUGCCCCAAGUGGUAUUUUUAAACGUCAAGAAUAACCAGUUAAGAGUUAUAGACCAGAACGUUUUUUUCACAAUGCCGUUACUGGAAACAAUGUUCACGGACGAGUUUCGCUUUUGCUGUUUAGCCCGGUACGUCAAACAGUGCAGACCGCUGCCGGACGAGUUCAGCUCGUGUGAGGAUCUGAUGUCCAACAUCGUGUUGCGCGUUUGCAUCUGGAUACUGGCCGUUGUGGCCAUCACGGCUAAUCUGAUGGUGAUCGUGUUCCGGGCCAAAUACAAGCACACCAAUCAGGUGCACUCAUUCCUGAUCGUCAACUUGGCCCUGGGCGACUUCCUGAUGGGCUCGUACCUGUUGGUGAUCGCUGUGGUUGACUGGUAUUACCGCGGCGUGUACUUCAUACACGACUCGGACUGGAGGCGGAGCUCCAUGUGCAACGUGGCCGGUUUCAUAAGCACGUUUUCCAGUGAGCUGUCCGUGUUCACGUUGACCGUGAUCACGUUGGAAAGGUUGUUGGUAAUCAUAUUUCCGUUCAAAGUUCGGCGAUUGCAAAUGGAUUUCACGCGUAUACUAAUGGCUUUGUGUUGGUUUUUGGCGAUCGUUAUAUCAGCUAUCCCUCUGUUCAACAUCCAUUACUUCAGAAACUUUUAUGGUCGAUCUGGCGUGUGCUUAGCAUUACACAUCACUCCAGAUAAACCCAAUGGCUGGGAGUACUCCGUAUUCAUAUUUCUGUUUGUCAAUCUGGGUUCACUGUUGUUGAUAUCCGGAAGUUACAUUUGGAUGUUUUUUGUCGCUAAAACUACUCACCGCGCCACGGAAACCUUAAUCCGACACCGGUCUCUCAGUGAAUCCGCCAUGGCUUGGCGAAUGAGUCUAUUGGUGGCCACGGACGCCGCGUGUUGGGUGCCCAUUAUCGGAUUAGGACUGUGGUCUUUGGCCGGAUUCACUGUACACCCUCAAGUAUUUGCUUGGGUAGCUGUUUUCGUUUUGCCCUUGAAUGCUGCAGUCAAUCCCGUGCUCUACACUCUGUCCGCGGUGCCUAUGGUCCGCCGCAGCGUAGCGACCAACAGGACAGUGUCGUUCAGACGAUCUACGACAAAUGACGCGAAACGCAUCAUGUCCACUACAAUUAUGGGACCGUCCUCCGUGCAAUAUAACAAUGAUACGGUGACUUGUUCGUUGUUCGUGAAUAUUCCACCAAGAAGUCCAGAGGUCAUCGAAACGGAAAUGACUGAAAAUAGCCGAACAGUUAAUUUUGGAAAAAUGUUAUGAAGUCAAAGCGUUUUAGAAAUCGUUUCCAAAAUGAUAAUGUAGGGGAAUGAAAACAAUGCGUAUUCGUUCGUAGGUCCAUGGUACAUUUAAUAUUCAUACAAGUACAGGCGAUGUAUUUAUUUUACUCUA